UAUAUAUUGGUCCCUCCCUCUUUCUCCCUCUCCCCUUAUCCCUCCCUCCAGCCAUAUGCCUCCGUCCAUGUCUCACAGGCGGAGCAGUGUCUGAGCGUCCUGCUGGCCGAGUGCUUGUCGCACCAUGGCCACUGUCCAUGGGUAGGCUGCUGCCGGGUCGCCCUGGUUCAGGUACACGUUGUAGUUGGCAUUGGGCUGGGGGGGCUCGGUGGUGUAGAGGGUGGCCGUCGAGUAGAGGAGCAUCGAUGUCAGCUGGAUGUAGCAGGGGAAGGGAUCUCCGGCCUGAGUGCCCGCCAGAGUGAUGGUGCGCCUCGUCACGUCGGGCGUGUAGCGGGAUGAUGUCAGCCGCUGCUGACCCCAGAAGGGGGUCGACGGGUCCUGCUUACACGGAUCCAUAAGACAUCUUCAUUUGGGGGUUGCUGUGUUGUGUGUUGUGUGUGAUAUUCUCUGCAUACCUGUACAGCCAGCUCGUCUGUGCGCUCCUCUCCGGCGGCACCGUCGGGGUCGUAGGAGUGGUGGGCCACUAUCACCACUGGGCGGAACGGACCACGCUGCUGCACACUGCAAACACACACACCCAGACACGCACACACAGAAGGAAAUGACAACAAAACGGGGUGAUGCUAUUUGGAAAGGCCACCAUCGUUUCCCACCCACCGGUCCACGAUCGCAUCUCGGAUCCCCAAGUAGUAAUGGACACCCACUGCAGCCAAUGAUCAAAGACACAUCAGUUGGAUUGGAGCGGGCGAGACGUGAGGAUCUUUCUGUGUGCCGCGUACCGCGGACGGGCGGGUUGUUGGCUUGGUAAGGCAGGGCGCCGGUCGCGAUCGGGUGCUCGUCGGGCAAGGGUGACACAAUCCCGUCCGGCGGCCCAUACACAGUCACAAAGUCGGCACCCAGCUUGUCCUUCUUCACCCCCCGCCCCUCGGGACCUUCUUGUGGGUCAGCAGCAUCUCACUCCUGGGUUUCAGCACAUGGCUGAACAGUGAGAGCUGGCGCAUGCUCUCGGGGCGACGGUCAAAGUCGGCCUUAUGCACAUCCUCCACCUCCUCACCGAGCCGCAGGGGCAGCGCCUCCACCACACCGCACGUCUUGGCGUACACGAACAACUGCACAGAACUCAGAAAGUCCACAAAUACCCGCUGCAUCAUGGAUGCACGUCCAUCAUGUGCUCUGUUUGCAAUGACGUGAAUGCAUACCUCCCCCCAGCUGACGAUGUUACCGGCGUGCUCCAGCAUGUACGCCAUCUGCGUCAGUUUCUUGCGGGCUGACCGCAGGCGGGGCUCACGCAGCCCCAGCAUGUGGCCGAUGUGGUUGGCGGUGAUGAGCUGCUGGAUGCGGUACCUCGCAACGGCCACCGUGAUGGUCUGGUGGACGGCCUUGCUGACGCGGGGGACUGCCGCGGCCUCUUCGGGCUCGAGGAAACUACACAGAGUAUUGAACACACCUUCUGGGAGCUUGUUCAUCGCGGAGAAUUGAGGAACGAGAAACGCGGGUCACCAACCCGAGAAAAU
This is a messenger RNA of Vitrella brassicaformis, 1514 nucleotides long. The record is from the annotation of a GenBank genome assembly. Lineage: Eukaryota; Vitrellaceae.